AUGUUCCUACAACGAGCGAUGAAACAGGCAAUACUAAUAGUGGCGGCUAUUCUAGCUUAUUCGCAGGGAGCUAAUGCACUGCUGUAUAAAGAUAUAGUAAACAUAGAAAAUUACUGGAGCAAGCGGCUGACUCUUAUAGAAACAGAGGCUCAAAUCCGCAGCGAUUUUCUCAGCAAGGCAGGAACUUUCUCAUCAGAGAACAUACCAGACACUAUUUUCAAGAAAGAUAUAAAAGACGGGAAAGAAAACCUAUCCAAGAUAGAAACAGAUCUAUUAAUUUUUAAAGAGAGCGUAGAAAAUAUAAAAGAAGCGAUAAAAAUAAUAAUGGGCUUAAAUGCCAACACAAAGUGGCGGCUUGAGGUUUUUAGGAUCGGAGAGUUUAUGCACCAGACAAAUAGGGCACACGAUAGCUUAGAGGUGCUACUUCUGCCAGCUCUUGAGAAGGGCGAUGCAGUGGCUGACAAAAUAAAAGAGUUUGAUUCGCACAUGCUGGCAGCAAUAGAAAAGUACAGCAGUAAAAUAAAGGAUGGAAAUACCGAUGUAUCCAAGCUGGCAGUCUUUGAGCUGGCAAAGAGCAAUAAGCCGCUGUGUGCAGCCAUAAUCUAUUCUAUUUUCAGGAUUGAGCCUUUUAAAUCAGGCGCUGCUAUAGUAUAUACAAUGACCUAUCUAGAGAAAAAUCUGAAAAACUAUCUUUUUUUCACAGACUUCUCGCGUUACAUCCAAGGCAUGAUGGGCGAUGUGAAUAAAGGCGGUGAUGCCCUAUUGGAGAUAGCGGAUAGGAAUCUACACCUGUUGUUUGAAAGACAUGGGGUUGCUGCAGAUGUGAUGAACAUUUAUCUUAGUCUGGUAAAAGAAGGCAUCUCUAAAACAGAAAUAAAUCAGUGCAAGGAUAUUACGCCCGGGCAGAUCAUGAAGAUACUUAUAGUAGAGUACAUAAUAAACGGGUGCUCCAUGGACUUUAGAAGAAACGACCUACUUUUCAAUCUUGGGGAGGUAAUAGCAAGUGUAGGAAGAGCAGCAAGCGACAGCGCUAAUGUUCAAGAAGACAUGAAAAAAGCGAGAGAAAAACAAGAUGAAAUACUUGACGCUCUGCACCUUUUGUGGAACAACCGCGAAUUUAAAGAAAAAAAACAAGAAAGUGAUCUUGAGUUUUUCUGCGAGAACAAUGACAUAAAAGCGUCUGACUUUGAAACUGUGCAGAGCGGCUUUAUGUCUGCUAUAUGGAUGUACAAACUGAAAAUAGAGAGCCCAGAUUCAAAAGAGCUUGCUAAUGACCAAAAACUGCUGAAAAAAGUGUGCUUUGACAUGUCGUACACACACCCCAUUCUCUACAUAUACAAAAGAUGCGAGGACAUGAGCCAUAUGGUUAAGAAAGGCCUUAAAUCGAAUGAAAAACAUUUCAUAAGCAGGGAUAUACUGCGCACUGUUACACUUAGACCAUACAGAAUAGGCAAGACAGAUAGAAAUUCAGUGCGCGCAGAAAAUAUAAGAGACUGCAUUCGGAUAUGGUUUGCAAAAAGAAUCGAAGUUAUCUACAGAAAAGAAGACGGGGAGGAGUAUUAUAAUGUAGCCAGAGAAUUUGAAACACACUUGAAUAGAUCGCAGUACGUGAUUAGAGCAAUAAAAGGGUAA
Nematocida minor is the source of this 1632-nucleotide messenger RNA. RefSeq lists its product as uncharacterized. Bases 1 to 1632 code for a protein of 543 amino acids. NCBI's taxonomy places the organism in Eukaryota, Fungi, Microsporidia. The transcript has a single exon. The record is from RefSeq and is a predicted model, not a curated record.